Messenger RNA from Lycium barbarum (goji berry), 483 nucleotides. RefSeq lists its product as uncharacterized. The transcript has a single exon. The coding region runs from base 1 to 483 and encodes 160 amino acids. The record is from RefSeq and is a predicted model, not a curated record. NCBI's taxonomy places the organism in Eukaryota, Viridiplantae, Streptophyta, Magnoliopsida, Solanales, Solanaceae.
AUGGAAGCUACGGUUGGAGGCCCAUCAAGGACCAGUCAGCACUAUUCCAGUCAGCCAGGGGGUUCGUAUACCAGAGCUCCAGAUUAUGAUGGUUAUUCGGCUUCGUCCGUUUCUGUUCGGCAUCCGACGCUAGACCGCGGAUGCUUGCACUGUGAUAAUACAGGGCAUUUCAAGAGAAAUUAUCCCAGACUUAGUCAAGGUGUCCAGGGUACUCAGUUUCAGGCUCCUAGAGCUCCUGUAUCAAGCAGAAGGGGAGGAUCUUGUGGGGGUAACCGCGUCCAGUCUGGGCGUGGCAGUCACACGGCUAGUAGAGUUGGCAACCAUCCUAACAGAGGUGGGUUUCAAUCUGGUAGAGGUGGAAAUAUGCCCGGUAGGGGCGGAGCUCAGACAGGGCAGGUUGAUCGCAACGGUUCACAAGCUACUGGCAGACGGGUUCAUUGUUAUGCCUUCCCUGCAGGACAUAGGCUGAGGGCUCAGAUGUAG